Fragaria vesca subsp. vesca is the source of this 2240-nucleotide messenger RNA. RefSeq names its product MACPF domain-containing protein At1g14780-like. Gene Ontology annotation, cellular component: plasma membrane. The coding region runs from base 164 to 2014 and encodes 616 amino acids. Gene Ontology annotation, biological process: regulation of salicylic acid mediated signaling pathway; plant-type hypersensitive response. Lineage: Eukaryota; Viridiplantae; Streptophyta; Magnoliopsida; Rosales; Rosaceae. The record is from RefSeq and is a predicted model, not a curated record. The transcript is spliced from 7 exons.
CGACCAUAUGUAGAAGCUUUCCCACCUCUUUCUAGACUCUAGGGAAAGACAUUUUUGCUGCUUUUGAGAAAUGGGUUGGUGUUGUUUCUUGUGAUUGUUUGGUGGGAAAAGCUUAAGAAGUAGGGGAAGAAGAAGAAGAAGAAGAAGAAGAAGAGAAGUAGAGAUGAGGAUGGAGGAGGGUGCUGAGAAGCCCAUAGAGGUGAGGGCUCUGGAGGCUCUUGGGCAGGGGUUUGAUCUGAGCAGUGAUUUCAGGUUGAAGUUUGCAAAAGGUUUGGAUGGGAGUAAAGGGAGGUUGGUGGUUUUGAAUGAGGAGAGUAAGAGGGACAUUGUCAUUCCUAGUGGUAGUGGUGGGGGUGUUGUCAUUCAUGGUGUUCCUCAGGAUAUUCAUUGUGAUAAAGGGGAUCGAAUCCGCUUCAAAUCCGAUGUUCUUGAAUUCAAUCAGAUGUCUGAGCUACUUAAUCAGAAAUCUUCAGUUCAAGGGAAAAUUCCUUCAGGAUAUCUGAAUUCCAUUUUUGAUUUAACUGGAGACUGGCUUCAAGAUAUCGCAGAAACAAAAUAUCUUGCUUUUGAUGGUUUCUUCAUUUCAUUGUACAAUUUGCACCUAACAGCAUCUCCACUAAUCUUGCGAAACAAAGUACAGAAAUCUGUUCCAGCUCGUUGGGAUCCAGCUGCAUUGUCGAGGUUCAUCCGUUCAUAUGGGACACACAUAAUAGUUGGGAUGGCAGUUGGAGGUCAAGAUUUACUUUGUGUUAGGCAGAAAUCUUCCUCACCAGUUCCUCCCGCUGAUCUCAGAAGACACCUAGAGGAUCUUGGAGAUUUUCUAUUUUCAGAUGGACCUUCUUUACUACGGGGAAAAACAAGAAAUGGAAAACAAAAUAUUCCGGAGGUGUUUGAUCGUAUUUUGCAGUCCAACACCAUGCAUUUAACCACUAUUUCCGAAACGUCAAGCAAGGAUGGCCUUACAGUCGUUUGCUCAAAAAGAGGAGGUGAUGUGUACUUGAAUAGUCACUCCAAUUGGCUCCAGACGGUCCUUGCUGAACCAGACGCAAUCCUCUUUAAGUUUGUACCCAUUACUUCUCUUCUUACUGGUCUUCCAGGCAGUGGCUAUCUCAGUCAUGCAAUCAACUUGUAUCUACGUUAUAAGCCUGAUGCAGAGGAUUUACAACAUUUCUUGGAGUUCCAAGUUCCUAGGCAGUGGGCACCAAUGUUUUGUGAGCUUCCUCUUUCACAUCAAAGGAAAAGGGCUUCUUGUCCUUCCUUGCAAUUCAGUUUCAUGGGCCCUAAGAUCUUCGUUAGCUCUAUGCAGGUAUCAACCAAUCAAAAACCAGUUGUUGGCCUACGCCUGUAUUUAGAAGGAAAAAAGUGCAAUAGGUUGGCCAUUCAUGUGCAGCAUCUCUCAAGCCUUCCAAAUACUAUGGAUCUUUCCUUGGCUAACACAAGCACAACAAGACCAAGCCGGUGGCGAGGUUCUGAUGAUUGUGAGUCGAGUGGCGAAUUCUUAGAGCCAAUUAAAUGGAAAAGAUACUCAAGUAUCUGUUCAUCUGUAGUUGGACAUGACCCCAACUGGUUGAAGGGAGAUCCAAGUGGUGUGUAUAUUGUAACCGGUGCACAGCUACUAAGCAAAGGAAAAUGGCCAAAGACGAUACUUCACCUUCGUCUGCAUUAUACCUUCCUACCCAAUUGUGCAAUCCGGAAGACUGAAUGGGCUGAGUCGCCAGAGCCUUCUCACAAAUCAACAUUCCUUACGAAUCUCAGCACCACCUUUACGUUCACUCAAAGGACAGCGACUGAUCAGCAAAAGCAGGAUCCAGCUGCACUUAAUUCAGGUGUAUAUCCAGAAGGCCCCCCAGUGCUAAAUCGAUCUUCUAAGCUGCUUAAAUUUGUGGACACGGCUGAGGUGGUACGAGGGCCACAUGAUGCUCCGGGGCAUUGGUUGGUAACAGCUGCUAAGCUAGUUAAAGAAGGACGUAGAAUUGGUCUGCAUGUAAAGUUUGCCUUGUUAGACUAUUGGUGAAUCGCAGUUUCAUUGUACAUACGCAGUGGAAUGGAAUACGGAGCGGAGGUAAUAGUAGUAAUUUGUUUGUUCAUUUGUUCAUUUAAAGUUUUUGUAAAAUUGAUAAUCUUAUAAGAAUAGAUGGAGUGGCUGUAGGGUAUAGCAAUCUAAGGAUUACAUAAUUACUGGAUGAUUAAUUAGCGUAGUGCUAAUACAUAUAUAUAUAUACCAAAUAUUGACUGACGUG